This is a messenger RNA of Aspergillus bombycis, 918 nucleotides long. RefSeq names its product PIG-L family deacetylase. The transcript has 2 exons. Gene Ontology annotation, biological process: GPI anchor biosynthetic process. The record is from RefSeq and is a predicted model, not a curated record. Gene Ontology annotation, cellular component: endoplasmic reticulum. Lineage: Eukaryota; Fungi; Ascomycota; Eurotiomycetes; Eurotiales; Aspergillaceae. The coding region runs from base 1 to 918 and encodes 305 amino acids. Gene Ontology annotation, molecular function: N-acetylglucosaminylphosphatidylinositol deacetylase activity.
AUGUCUUCAUCAUCCUUCAUAACAUUGGGCUUCGCGGUCACAGCCGUCUUCAUCUUCUGGACAUUAUCCGCAACGUCUUCCUCACCAUUUGCUCGUAAUUUCCCUCGCCUGUACAACAAGCGAAUAUGUCUUUUAAUAGCCCACCCCGACGAUGAGGCCAUGUUCUUCGCACCGACUGUGCUAGCCUUAACCAAACCAGAACUGGGAAACCAUCUCAAGAUCCUAUGUCUCAGUAGUGGAGACGCGGAUGGACUAGGCCACAUCCGCAAAAAGGAGCUCCAAAAAAGCGCCGUGCAUCUGGGCCUCCGCAACGAGUCCGAUGUCCUCAUCGUAGACGACCCAACCCGCUUCCCCGACAGCAUGAGCGCCACCUGGACAGAAAGCGAUGUCUCAUCUUUACUUACCUCAGCCUUCGCUCCCGAAAUGGGCGAAGCUCAGUCCGGUUCCCGGAAACGAGGAGCAACGAGGGAUAAACCACCCGUCGCAACCAUCGACGUGCUCCUCACCUUCGACAGACGGGGUAUAAGCAACCAUCCCAACCACCGUUCUCUCUACCAUGGCGCUGUCCACUUCCUUCGCACCUUGAUGAAGGAUAAACCCGGGUAUACCUGCCCGAUCUCGCUGUACACGCUCACCACGACGAACAUCUUGCGCAAAUAUAUCGGUGUGCUUGAUGCGCCGUUGAGCAUGGCGCGUGGGGCUGUCGAUGCUCUGUCCUCGAGUUUGAGGGGCUCGUCUCGUACCUCGAAGGAGGAUACGCCUGCGAGGCUUCUGUUUGUUAGCUCUGUUGGUGAAUGGAUGACGGCGCAGUCGGCUAUGGUUAAGGCUCAUCAGAGCCAGAUGGUUUGGUUUCGAUAUGGGUGGAUUACUUUCGGUCGUUAUAUGGCGGUGAAUGACCUCAAGCGUGAGAAGGUUUAA